Molecule: messenger RNA, 1119 nt
Organism: Penicillium pulvis
Lineage: Eukaryota; Fungi; Ascomycota; Eurotiomycetes; Eurotiales; Aspergillaceae
Exons: 2
Coding region: 1-1119 (372 amino acids)
Source: RefSeq, a predicted model, not a curated record
AUGGCAGAGGCAAAAUUCAAUGUCAAUCAGAGCCAUAGGAAGUUUACGGGAUCUCUGGACGUUAUUCACCAUGAAAUCGAUGUCCUUCAUCGGAUGUACGAAAGCCUUCAAGUCCAGCACACUGAGACAGAAGCCGAGCUCAAGCGUGCCCAGGAACGGAUCGAGUUCUUGGAAGUUGAAAGCGCUAGUAAUGUGAACCAAGCGGUGCAAAUCAUCAACUCUGGUGCGAUCAAUGAUGCAUCGCUGACAACAAGACUCAACAAGAUCUAUGACAGCCUCGAGGCUUGGGCACUCACCAUCAUGCCCAUUGGAACCGAUCUUUCCGAAAAAUGGCCCUCGAUCUCCCAAUACCUGGCAGCAAAUUGCCUUAUUCAACCCGGAAAUACCACCUUUAAUAUGUACUUCAAGGGAACGAAUCCGGAGCUGGUUUCAGCCAUAAUCAUGGCCGUCCUCUUAAAGAUGCUGUUUUUAAACGCAGUUGCUGGCAUGUUACCGGAUCAGGCACUUGUUCUACGCCAGCUUCAGAACAGUAUCUCGCUCGUUCAACCGUACAAAAGCGCCGUCUCUCUUAGUCUCUGGCAAGUCGAGUCGGUUCGUGCUUGGAUGCAGUCUCCCAAUUUUCAAGCACAACUCUCCUCGGGCUGCUUUUACACUCUGUCCAUGAUCAAGGAAAUACUCCGCAUGAUGAUGGAAAUUCAGGGCGACAUCUGGGACCAAAGAUUCCGCAAUCUCUUGGAUCAUGUGAUCAUACCUGCCGCACAGCUCGCGACUGAGAUACAACGCUCCGGCACGAGGUACCAGUGGAGAUGGUAUCGGUUUGGGCAAACUGCAGGGCUGAAAUUCCUGGAGGAGUUUCAGGUAACUGAUUUCAAGACACGCUAUCAAGUCAAGGAGGAACUGGUGCGCGAUCUCCCAGAGAGCACUCGACUAGGCACUCUUGUCAUGAUCACUCUUCCUGGCGUCUACCGCGUGGACAAAGCAAACAGUGACCGAGUGCUCCUUGUCAAACACCGAGUGCUCGCCAGAACCAAUGACGCCAUCCGUAUCCACCCACGGGAUACCGGGUGCGGCCUAUUCGAGGGCCCAGAUCCUAUCGGCAAGACGGUCAUGGAGAAUUAA